AAAAUAAAUACAAAGGAAUAGGCAAAACAAAAUAAAAAUGUUUCGUCGUGGAAAGCUAUCCUUCUUAAACACCAAAGAUGACCGAGUUAAAAUAAUAAACGAACGUAUAAACAUUACAGAACGGCAUCUAAUGGAGAUGUGUUCUUCGUUUGCUUUGCUAACGCGCAAAAUGGCCAAAUAUCGGGACUCCUUUGAUGAGUUGGCCAAGAGUGUGAAGAGUUACGCCGACGACGAGGAAAUCAACGAGAGUCUUUGCCAGGGACUGAAGAGCUUCACCAAUGCGGUCACCAUAAUGGGUGAUUACAUGGACAUCAAUGUGCACCGGUUGGAACACAAGAUUGUCAAUGAGUUGGCCCAGUUCGAACAGCUUUGCAAGUCCACAAGGGACAAUCUUCGUCUGGCUGUCAUUGCACGGGAUAAGGAGGUUCUACGCCAACGCCAGAUGCUUGAGCUCAAGUCAAAGUUUUCUGCGAACAAUAGUGCCGCCGAUUCGGAGCUGUUUAAGGCCAAAAUGGAGGUGCAGCGCACAAACAAAGAGAUAGACGACAUUAUUGGAAACUUCGAGCAGCGGAAGUUGCGCGAUGUGAAGCAGAUUAUCAGCGAUUUUAUACUAAUCUCCAUGAAGCAGCACACCAAGGCUUUGGAGAUCCUCAGUGCAAGCUACUAUGAUAUUGGAACCAUUGAUGAGCGCGACGAUUUCCUAGAGUUUCAGAAACUGAUGAAGUCCAAGGAAGAGCCCACUGCCCGCAAAACUGCCCUCAAAAAGGGACUGCGCUCGCAGUCGAUGGACAGCUUGGAGCACGAGCACCUGGUCAGUCCGCUGAAGAGGCGCCAGAAGCUAUCCAGAAGCACCAAGAAUCUGGCCGGAGCCGGAAUCAAUCAUGGGAGUAAAACAGAACCCGAAGAUGAAACCGACGAUCAGGAUGAAGAGGAGGAUGAUGAAGAUGAGGAAACCGAGCAAAGUGGCGAUGAGGAAGAGGAAUCUGGGUCUGCAACGGAUGACGAGAGGGAGCCCACGCAGCCGAGCAUUCAGGUCACUCCUCGCGAGAAUGUGUUUGGGGCAAAGAUCCGAUCUGCUAGCAAGGAUAUCGCUACACCAUCGACCAGCGCCAGUGCCACGUCUGCUUCUACGAAACCCAGCAGACAAACGGUCAAACAUCCUUUCAAGGCGGUGGCCUCCACCCAUGUAAGGCUGCAGAAGCAGUUCCACGUGCCCCAGCACUAGCACUCAAAUUAUAGCCAGCAGUAGAGCUCCUAGAGGUCACAUCAGUAUUGCAGACUCAUUAUGGAAUCAUAGCAAGAGCUUAAAUAAAAUUAAAUUAGGAACAUAUUUAUAAUGGAGUAUCUUACUUGAUUUGUUUAACCUCGCAGAAGCUUUUCUAUCUUUGCAUUCAGAAUGUAUUUUCACUCACUAUCUCACAUUUUAGACAGUUGGCUUACAAAAUCAAGGCGAACCAUUGCAGUUAUUAGAAAAUCAUUCUGGUUCACGAAUCAAUGUUGUUUUUCCUUUUAAAAUUCCAUAUUAUGCAGAGCACUCCCAGCUGAUUUGCAUACACUUUUAAUGGACACGGCUCACGAUUUGCAUUAUUUGCCCCAGAUAAACAAUAAUAAAUAUAUGCAUAUCAUAACUAAUCAAGCGGAAACGACGCGCUUCUCUUCCCCUUUCCGCAAUAACCUUUCAGGUGAGGAAGCACAAAUCGGGAACUGGUCGCCUGGUAACC
Messenger RNA from Drosophila erecta, 1721 nucleotides. RefSeq names its product protein FAM92A (gene Fam92). Gene Ontology annotation, biological process: cilium assembly. Lineage: Eukaryota; Metazoa; Arthropoda; Insecta; Diptera; Drosophilidae. The transcript has 5 exons. Gene Ontology annotation, cellular component: ciliary transition zone; ciliary basal body. The coding region runs from base 38 to 1225 and encodes 395 amino acids. The record is from RefSeq and is a predicted model, not a curated record.